AUGUCGACGGCCAAGGAGAUUCGCAACAAGAUAUUCAGCCAGGCCGCUGGGGGAGCAGAGGGCGCCGCUGCUCCUACUACUGAUCAAGGGCUAACUAUUGAUAUUCCCAAACCUAUCUCUGCACCCGCUGCACCAGUUCCCUUGCCCAAGACCAAUAAGCCCAAGGUCGAAGAGGAGGUCGAGAGUGAGCCCCAAGGAGAUACGCGCUCUUACCGCCAGAAGGUUCUCGAUGCUCUCGGAACUUCCUAUACCAGUGUUGAGAACUAUCGUCUGGAGCAAGAUGGGCGCAAGGAGCGUCAUUGGAAACGUUGGGGACCGUAUCUUGCCGAAAGGCAGUGGGCCACUGUUCGUGAGGAUUAUUCUGGGAAUGGAGAUGCUUGGGCCAACUUUCCUCACUCUGCCGCUCGUUCUCGCGCCUACCGUUGGGGCGAAGAUGGAAUAGGCGGUGUCUCUGACAACCACCAGCGCUUGUGCUUUGCCCUUGCCCUCUGGAAUGGUGAAGACCCCUUCCUCAAAGAACGCUUGUUUGGUGUGACCGGUCCUGAGGGAAACCAUGGUGAAGACUGCAAGGAGCUUUACUACUAUUUGGAUUCUACGCCAACGCAUUCUUACAUGAAGUUCCUGUACAAAUAUCCUCAACGCCGAUUCCCAUACGAAGAGCUCGUCCGCGAGAGCGUCAGCCGCGGUCGCGAUGUCCCCGAGUUCGAGAUUCAUCAUACUGAGGCGUUCGAGGAUGAUCGAUACUGGGACGUAUUCAUCGAGUACGCUAAAGAUGCAGACGACCCUGAAGCUAUGUCUAUCCGUAUCACGGCUUACAAUCGCGGGCCAGAGCCGGCUGACCUGCAUAUCAUUCCUCAACUUUGGUUCCCUAAUACCUGGUCCUGGACUCAUAAUCCUCCUCCACGCCCACAACUGAAGCUCAUCGCUCCAGGUACUGUUCAAGUAACCAACGAGAAACUUUCAACCCCCCCGUACAUGUAUUGCAUCCCUUCUCCUCCCCCAGUUGGUCCUAUUGCAGAGGGCGAAGAUGUUGUCGAGGUCGAAGGUGAUGGAGUUACUCCAAACAUGCUUUUUACCGAGAACGAUACAAACUACGAGCGUCUGUAUGGAGGCAAGAACUCCAGCCCAUAUGUUAAGGAUGCAUUCCACGACCAUAUCGUCCCCGAGCAUCGCCCCCUUAUCGACGACGACACUGGCACUGAGAAGAGAGAAACCGAGAUCCUUGCGGAAAAGGGCAAGACAGAGGAAGCGAUCAGAAAGUCACCGGUCACGCCCACUGUACGAGCACCUCCUCGCCCCUGGGAUGAGCAAAGGGGUGAUCGGCCAUUUGUUAACCCGAAAAAUGAGGGUACUAAAUGCGGGGCGCAAUACGUUUUCAAGGCGGUCCCUCCCCGUGGAGGUUGUGCCGUAGUUCGUCUCAAACUUACCCCUCACACCCCAAACAAGGAUCCGUCGAUAUGGGAUGAAGAGUUAUUUGACGACACUAUAGACGAGCGUCGCCAGGAUGCAGAUGAAUUCUACGCCCGGCUUUCCACUGGGUCCGGAGGUGUCACAGAUGAUUUGAGGGCGAUUAUGCGUCAAGCUUUGGCAGGAAUGAUGUGGAGCAAGCAGUUCUACCAGUUUAUUCACAAGGAAUGGAUGGAAGGUGACCCCGCUCAGCCUCCUCCACCUCCGGAACGCAAGUGGGUCAGGAAUAGGGAGUGGAGACACUUGCAUAUUGCCGAUGUUCUUUCAAUGCCUGAUAAGUGGGAAUACCCCUUCUUUGCCGCGUGGGACACUGCUUUCCAUUGUAUCCCAUUGGCGAUGGUAGACCCAGCAUUCGCGAAGAAGCAGCUUGAUUUGCUUACUCGAGAGUGGUAUAUGAAACCUGAUGGUGCAUUACCUGCCUACGAAUGGAACUUUUCCGAUGUAAACCCUCCGGUACACGCUUGGGCAACUUUCCGUGUCUUCAAGAUCGAGCGAAAACUGACAGGAAACGAGGACGUCCCAUGCGGGGGACACAACGUGUUUGAAGGAGGAUUUUUGGGGCUCGAUAACAUUGGUGCUUUCAACCGGAGUGAACCCCUGCCGACCGGAGGUGUACUCCGUCAAGCAGACGGAACAGCCUGGAUGGCUUUCUAUUGUUUGAACAUGCUGAAUAUGGCACUUGAGCUUGCCAAGCAUAAUAGCGUGUACGAGGAUAUUGCAAGCAAGUUCUUCGAGCAUUUCAUCUUUAUCGCCGAUGCCAUGACUUACCGCCAAGGUGAUAACGAAUUAUCCCUUUGGAACGAGGAGGAGGGCUUCUACUUUGAUGCCAUUCAAUGGGGCGAAUCUCACUCUCAACAAAUGCCCAUCCGUUCACUUGUCGGAUUGAUUCCGUUGUACGCAACGCUCGUCUUGGAACCAAGUGUGAUCAAUAGGUUCCCUGGGUUCAAGAAACGUAUGGAAUGGUUUAUUGACAAUCGACCGGAGAUUUCAGCACGUAACAUGGCAAACAUGAAAGCUCGCGGAAGGGGUGAGCGUAGGCUCUUGGCGCUCACGAACAAGGACCGUCUGGUGAGAAUUCUAGAGAAGAUGCUUGAUGAGUCCGAGUUCUUCAGCGACUACGGAAUUCGAUCGAUGUCGCUUUACCACAAGGACCACCCAUGGUCGAUCAACGUGAAGGGCCAAGAUUUCGGUGUUGAAUACUGGCCUGGUGAUUCCAGAUCUGGUAUGUUCGGUGGUAACUCCAACUGGCGUGGCCCUAUUUGGCUUGCUGUAAACUUCCUGCUGGUCGAGUCCCUUCAACGAUUCCACCAAUACUACGGGAACGAUCUCCAGGUUGAAUGCCCUACCGGAAGUGGCGAUUAUAUGGAUCUGGCCAAGGUCGCCGACGAAAUUCAGCAUCGGCUCAUUCAUAUCUUUGGAAGAGAUAUGGAGGGUCGUCGCGCGACCAACGGCGGAGACGAGAAACUCGAUCGCGACCCUCACUUCCGCGAUUAUGUUCUCUUCCACGAGUUCUUCCAUGGUGAUGAUGGUCGUGGGUUAGGAGCGUCUCAUCAGACAGGAUGGACCGGACUGGUCGCGUUUUCUAUUAUGCAAAGUGGUUUGUCCUGCAGAUUACCUCGCACUCCAAAGACACCUCGCAGCGUGGCACGCCACUACUUCGAUGAACAUAUCGAUACCGUCUCUGAAGCAGGUGAUGCCCCCUUCUCCGCUUACAGCGCUAUCGACCGCAACACGUUUGGCGACGUUUCUCCCGAUGCGCUCUAG
Rhizoctonia solani is the source of this 3231-nucleotide messenger RNA. RefSeq names its product glycoside hydrolase family 63 protein. Gene Ontology annotation, cellular component: endoplasmic reticulum membrane. Gene Ontology annotation, molecular function: Glc3Man9GlcNAc2 oligosaccharide glucosidase activity. The transcript has 13 exons. The record is from RefSeq and is a predicted model, not a curated record. Bases 1 to 3231 code for a protein of 1076 amino acids. Gene Ontology annotation, biological process: oligosaccharide metabolic process; protein N-linked glycosylation. Lineage: Eukaryota; Fungi; Basidiomycota; Agaricomycetes; Cantharellales; Ceratobasidiaceae.